Messenger RNA from Polypterus senegalus (gray bichir), 2849 nucleotides. Its product is annotated as UDP-GlcNAc:betaGal beta-1,3-N-acetylglucosaminyltransferase-like protein 1. Lineage: Eukaryota; Metazoa; Chordata; Cladistia; Polypteriformes; Polypteridae. Bases 2077 to 2478 code for a protein of 133 amino acids. The record is from RefSeq and is a predicted model, not a curated record. The transcript has 4 exons.
UUAAGCAACCGGUUAGAACAAAAACCUGGCAGCCACUGCGGCCCUCCAGGACUGUGACUGAGGACCCCUGCACUAGAAGAUUCCACCUUAAUGGAUACACACUCGUGAGUCGGAGAGUCUUGGCUCUGAACCUGGCAUCUUGCAGAGUUUCUUUCCAACAAAAUCGUAACUUACAAGCAAACAUAUUGGUGACGUCAGAUGAAUUCGGCCUCCACAUUCAGGAGGCCCCUCGAGUUCUUCAGCUUAUCACUCACCUUCUCACGUUUGAUCUCAGAAUGAAUUCCAUACAAAAACUUGACACCCAAGCUGCACCCCUCACGUUAUUUCAUUUUUCUCAGAUUUAAAAUUGGGGUGGCUUUGCUGCCUUAUAAGCAGAUCAGGGGGGUUAAGGUAAAUCGCUGAGUACCUCACAUUAUGGGGGUAACUGAGGGAGAUCAACAGUCACUGAACAACAACUGUUGGAAGUGUGGAGUCUGACCUCCAAUCAGGCCACUUCUCCAGUGAUGUGUGCCUCGGGUAACGGCACGUGUGUGGUGCAGUGGCCCACCCAGCUCCUUCUACCCCCCCUCCCCGCGGCUGCAGUCUGUAGCACAAGGCAGGUGUCUGUGCUUCUACCAGGACCAUUUCAUGAAAGUUCUCAGUUCUUCUCCUUGCGGAGGCCUUCACCCUUGUCUCGGUCACUUCUAUGAUGUAAUGAGAACGUUAAGGCAGUGAUGGGCGGACAAAGUCCCAUGAAACUUCUGAGGCUUCCCUCCGAUUGUGCCGAAAAUAGUGACAUCUGCAGGAUUAUAGAAGUCACAGAAGCCAUGAGCUCCACGUAGCCCAGGCACCCCAAACCCAAGAACACCAAGUCCAAGUCGCAGGGGGGCUGCAGCCGAUCUACACAGCCGCUCAGGUUUGGCCGAUGAAAGCUUCAGCCUGAGACUGGAGAGGCAGAUCAUUCCACAGCUUUGGAUCGUUUCUUAUUGCUAAAAGGUCAACCUCCCUGCUGUCAUUUUAUUAAUCCGCACACUCCGGAUGGUCAGUGCUGAGCGGUAUGUCAAGGUGUUGCUGAUGGAGAUGCUGGAGGUGGACUUUUCAUCAGAGGGCACCUUCUGGAUCGGUGUUAUAAAGUGAGAUGAUGACAGAGUCUCGUGUGACAACUUGGGUGUGCCGCUUCACCAAGUGCUGAAUCUGCCGAGCCGUCUUUAACAAAAGAGCAAGGGGGGUGCUGGGCACAGUCAUUGGACUGACUCACUGGACCUUCUCGAAAUGUAGUUUGAGAAUUACAGCCGGAGACAUUUCCUGAUUUCUUUGGGGUCUGAGCAGAGCUCUCCCCCCCAAAUCAUGACAUGUGCUCCUUGCUGGCAGCUGCCACGACGUUAUUUUAGUGGUGGCGCUCUGACCGAUUUCUGAUCAGAGUUGCACACAAGCGGGUCUUCCGUUUUUUUUUCUUCUAUUUUUCUAUCUCCGUGGUUUGAAAUCUUCUGACCUUUCUUCAGCCUUUCAUUUUCUGCAGCUGCCUGGGCAAUUUCAUGCAAAGAGAACGUGGAAGGAAAUUCUUUCUGAAAUCGGGGGCUUUCCACAUCGCCGAUGUGUUUUUAAUUAACGCUCGACUCCUGCACUCAGCACUUUUGUGUCUCACAUUUGGUGCUCCAGGCCUCCUCUUCUCCGAGUGCCAUCGGAACAUGCAGAGGUUUGGAGGAUGGAAGGUUAAGUAGGGGCAGCAUUUCAGAGGUGGAUUGGGAGUGGGGUCCUCACGUGCCAGGGUGGGGUGGCAUUUUUUAAGUAACCUUAAGGUAACACCAUUUUGGUUCAGUAAGUCAGAACUUCACCCUACUUUGCUACAGAUCUCUCCGAGAACUUUGUCCGGGUUCCUCCUGACUGAGCCCAAGAAAUAUGAAAGGUGCAGCAAAAUCAUGGAAACAAGAAAUGAAACCUAAGAAUAAGAUAUUAAAAUGUAAAAAAUAAAUAAUAUAUAGGAUAUGGAAGAACUACCCCUGAUAAAGCAGGUCAGACACACACACGAGUGUAAAGUUUAUUAAAUCCGCUGUGACCGUUGGUGGAGCUUCACGGCCCCCCAGUGCGGGGUCUGACAUGUGGUGCCAUCACGCUGAGACUGCCCCUCUUGUCUUCAGGGAUACCAUCUGGAACCACCGGGUCACAUUCCUUCAAGAGCGGGUUUUGACCAAGUGGACCACCUGCACCAUCUGGAAUGCUGGGAAGCAGGGCCGUAAGCUGUACCGCAGCCUGUCUCCAGCCAAUCAGAAAAAGAUCACCGCUUUUUGUGACGUUGAUGAGAACAAGAUAAAAAAGGGCUACUACACUUACGAGGAGUCGGAGGAGAGACCAAAGCCCAGGAUUCCUGUCCGGCAUUUUAAAGACAGCAGCCCUCCUUACAUCGUGUGCGUUAAGCUGGACAUGACAGGUGGAGUUUUGGAGGAGAACCUGCACUCCCUGAACUUGGAGGAAGGGCGUGACUACUUCCACUUCAGCUGAGAUCCCCGGCAGUGAAGAACAGUGGAGAGGAGAGCCAUGCGGCAUCACAGACCCAGCAGCAGUCUGGGAAGACUGGCGGGCACAGAGCCAUGCUUCAUGAACCACUGCUCAGGGUCUCCCAUUGGGCUGACCUGGAGACCCCCCUCUGUCUGGUGUUCCAGCAGCAGUGUCCUCCACAAUGUUGAGGUAGAUGCCCACCAGCUCAUUGGCAUAUGUAAGGCUCUUUAUGAACAGACCACCAAGGAGAUUUUAUUUUACUUCUGUCACUUGUGUUGUUCCUGUUCUGUUUGUCAUUGUCAUUUGGUGUCACUCGUGUCAUCUCUGUGUUUAGGUUAAUUAAAUGGCUUUUGUUGGAUUUGUUACAUACUGUA